This is a messenger RNA of Paramecium octaurelia, 1915 nucleotides long. Lineage: Eukaryota; Ciliophora; Oligohymenophorea; Peniculida; Parameciidae. The record is from the annotation of a GenBank genome assembly.
UAUGUGUUCUAGGCAUCCAAAUUAAGCAUUGUCUCAUGUUCUCAUUAAUCAUAAACAAUAAGGGUUAUGUUGCUAAUAAUGCAUAUAUUAAGAUAGUUUACCAUAGUAAUUGGUCGUCCCUUUGCAAUAGUUCCUCACUUUAGUUAGGUCAGAGAUUAAUAAUAAAAUUAACGAUAUCCAUGAGGAGAAGAAGAUAAGCACUCAAUAUGAGAAAUUACACAUGGAAGUACUCAAGAAUAUUCAGCAAGCAUUCAAAUAAAUUCAAAACUUCAUCUUUCAGCAAUCCUAUCAAUAAAUGAAAUUAAAUGAGGAUGUUUAUCAAGCUCAAACCUUAAUCGAUUAAAUUGAAUAAAGACAGAUAACAAAUCGAUAGGCUUAAGACAAUGUGAUCCUAUUAUUGGAAAAAUCAAUCGAUUACAAUGGCAAGAAAUUUGAAUUAAAAAAUUAUAGUGGUAAACAAUUCAAAGAUCAAUUGAAUUAAGUAAUGCUGUGCUAUAAUCAAUUAUAAGUGAUGCAGUCUAUUUUAUAAUUGCAAAAUAAUGUAGAAUAGAUAUUUAAGAGAUACUCUCAAUAAAAGGAAUUCUCCAAUUAUAAUUAAAGUAAUAAUAAUUCCCAAAUAACUCAAUAAACUACUCCUUCCUAGAAGUUCAAGUAUGAAUACACCAAUGCUUAGUAAAAUUAACAAUAUGUUCCAUAAUAAUUGAGUCAAACAACUCAAUUAAGUAAUACAAACUAAUCAACUUAGAACAAAUAAAAUGAGUAUACAAGACAAAAUACACAAUCUAAAAAUGCCACUCAAAGUUCACGAAGCCAUUCAAUAGAAACUAAAUAAGUUUAAUAUUUGGAUCAAAGUUAAAAUUAUUAAACUGAUAGAUCCUUAACACCAUAAUCAAUGAAAACUGAUUAAUCAAAUAAACCAUAUCAAUUUUAAUCUGGAUUGCUAUUUGGGGAAUAGCUCAAACGAACUAUAAGUGAUAAACAAUAGGAAUAAAUUAGAUAGCAACAAAAUACAAGUUCUUCGUUAAUAAGUAGAUCAAAUUUGUUUCCGAAAACAGAAAAAUAAUAUUCAAUCAAAGUUCAUGAGAAAAGAAUUUCAUAAUUGCAAGUAGGAUAGCUAUGCAUUUUUACUAGUUCUUAUGAUAAAUUAAUUCGAGCCUGGGAUAAAUCAAAUGGAAAGAUGAUAGCCACUUUAGAAGGGCAUACAAGAGAGAUUGUCAAUAUCAAAUUUAAAUUUGAGACCUUAGCAUCCUGUGGUUAAGAUAAAGUCAUCAGAAUCUGGAAACACCAUCCAAGAUGGCAAUUGAUUGGUAAUUUAAAAGGACAUUAAGGAACAAUCACAUGUUUAGAUUUCUUAAAUCCAAAGUAGUUAAUAUCAGGAAGUGAAGAUUAAAGUAUCAAAAUUUGGGAUUUAGAUAAAAUGUUAGAAAUCCACUAUUUGAAAUUUGAUUUUGGUAUCUACUCAUUAGCGAUCUAUAAUGAGAAAUUCUACGUUGGGGGAGAUGGCAUCUUGAUUGUUCAUUAAUGUCCUUAAUUGCAAUAAACUAACUUCAUUUAACUACAUGAAUCACCUAUCUUAAUCAUCUUAUAAACCAAAUUAUAUAUAAUAACUAUUGAUAAAGAAGGAAUAAUUAAGUUAUUGAAUUAAUAAUCGUAUCAGGUGAUCAAAGAACUUAGAGAUGAUUAUGAAAUUAGUAGUGCUCUAUAUAUUUAGCAAUUCAACUUCCUUGUUAUCGGAUUGAGCACAAAGAAUGGAGAAGGAAAGAUCUGUUUUUGGUCUUUGGAUACUUUUCGGAAGAUUAAAGAAAUUUAUGAUAAUGGUUCUGGAGUAGGAGGGUUGGCAUGGGAAUCUCCGUAUCUGUGGUCAGGUCAUGAUAAUAAAAGAUUGGAAAGUAUCAAAUUUUUAUAGUAAUAAUGA